UAGUCGCAGGAGCAGCAGCAGCACCGCUUUGGAUUUCUUUAACGAAAUCAAAGAGCAACUAUCAAGUUGCCCCGAACGUACACGGGAAUUCUGUCGCACUGCAUGGGGGACCCUUUCGUUAACCCUUAGCACAGCGCUUACAGCGGCCAGCAUCGAAGCCGGCGACGAGGGUGGUGGACGAAGUGGUGCUGGACGAGCAGUUGGCAUUGGCGCUGGAGGCGCGCACGGCGGAGGAGGCGGCGGCGGCGGCGGUGGUGGUGGAGGUGGUGGAGGAGUUGCUCGCUUUGCCACCAUAAUGGGUGCAGUCAAAUCUCGACCUAUUACACAAGCGGAUGUCAAUCAGGAUGCCGAUUAUCAUCAUCAUCAUCAACAACAAUUGGAUCAACAUUCCAGCAAUAAUCAUUCAAUGCUCCGCAAUGGACAUCCGCAUCAUAAUGGCACAUCCACACUACAAAAGCUGGAUCUACGCUAUGACAUUGGCUCCAGUUCCCAAUAUCAUCAUGUUCGUCAGCCAAGUGUCCGUAAUCGUAGUCAACCGCCCAUACCCCAUUCUGAUGAGCUGGAUCGCCGAUUUGCCAAAGUCUUGGCUUCCAUGGAUUUGCCACCGGACAAAGCGAAACUCUUACGCAACUACGAUGAUGAGAAGAAAUGGGACAUGAUAUGCGAUCAAGAACGAGUGCAAGCCAAAGAUCCUCCAUCCCACUAUUUGAGUAAAUUGCGAACAUAUUUGGAUCCCAAGGCAUCACGUAGUCAUCGGCUUUACCUCUUUUACUUUCUUUGUCAGAAACGUAAAAUGGUCGGCGAAUCGACAUCGACCCAAGUGCUAAGAGAUCUUGAGAUCUCAUUGCGCACCAAUCAUAUUGAAUGGGUGAAAGAGUUUUUGGAUGAUACCAAUCAGGGUUUAGAUGCUCUUGUUGAUUAUCUUAGUUUUCGUUUGCAAAUGAUGCGUCAUGAGCAACGUAUACAGGGUGCCUUGUGUGGAGCGAAUUCCGAUGAGCGUUUGAAUUUAACCAGCGGCGGCGGCGGCGGUCUUGAUAGCAAUGAAAUGGUAGUGCUUAGCAACAAUUCAUCAUUGAGUCCCGGCGGCGUCGGUGGAGGCGGUGGCGUUGGUAACGGUGGCUCCGGCAUCGGCGGUGGCAUCUCUGGUGUCACUGGCAUUGUAACGGGUGCUGGCAACUCGAGCAUAUUGGAUUCAUCUCGUCAUAAUCAUCAACAGCAUAAUCAUCAUUCCUUGUCGUAUAGCUUUCUGCGACCCACCAUAGCGGAUGCCCUCGAUAGUCCCAGCAUGAAGCGUCGAUCUAGACAUAUUGCCAAACUGAAUAUGGGAGCGGCCACCGAUGACAUUCAUGUAUCGAUAAUGUGCCUCCGUGCCAUAAUGAAUAAUAAGUAUGGCUUCAAUAUGGUCAUACAGCAUCGGGAGGCCAUCAAUUGCAUUGCCCUCAGUCUGAUACAUAAAUCGUUAAGGACCAAAGCAUUGGUCUUGGAACUUUUGGCUGCCAUAUGCCUGGUAAAGGGGGGACAUGAGAUAAUCUUGGGUUCCUUUGAUAAUUUCAAGGAUGUAUGUCAGGAGCAGAGACGUUUCCAAACCCUCAUGGAGUAUUUUAUGAAUUUCGAAGCGUUCAAUAUUGAUUUUAUGGUUGCUUGCAUGCAAUUUAUGAAUAUUGUCGUCCAUUCUGUCGAAGAUAUGAACUAUCGCGUUCAUUUGCAAUAUGAAUUCACAGCCUUGGGUUUGGAUAAAUAUCUCGAACGAAUACGAUUAACCGAAUCGGAGGAAUUGAAGGUUCAAAUAUCGGCAUAUUUGGAUAAUGUCUUCGAUGUGGCGGCCCUUAUGGAAGAUUCCGAGACAAAGACAGCUGCACUGGAGCGAGUCCAAGAACUGGAGGAUCAAUUGGAGCGUGAAGUUGAUAUCCAUUCGGAAUUCCGUUAUAAAUACGCUGAAUUGGAAACGGAAAAUAUGACCUUGAAAACGGAAAGAGAACAAUUAUCGAUGGUCCGUCAGAAACUAGAGGAUGAGCUGACCAUGUUGCAACGCAUGCUACAACAGAAUGAACAGGAAUUGAAGAAACGUGACACAAUGUUGCAAACAAAGAAUUUGGAACUACAAACCUUAAGCCGAUCUCUGCCACGUUCCGCGUCGAGUGGGGAUGGCAGUUUAGUUAAUGUUGGCGCCAGUCUAAUGGCUAGCUGUUCGGCAAAUGGUUUUGAUGGCCUGACAGUUGGAGGAGGAUCGGAUACGACAAUGGUAUCGGUAGCAGCAUUAGCGGCGGCAGCGGCACCACCACCACCCCCACCGCCGCCACCACCACCACCACCGCCGUCGUCAAUGACAGAUGUUGUGUAUCCAACAGCAGCGACACCAUUAGCACCGCCAGCACCACCAGCUCCACCACCACCACCCGGCUGGAGUCCAUUGGGUAGUCCCAAUGGUAGCAUGCACUCCACAGCACCAUCUCCACCACAUGCACCACCCAAUUUGAGCUCAUUCCAGCCACCACCACCACCCGUGGCUGGUUUUAUGCCCGCCCCAGAUGGAGCCAUGACCAUUAAACGCAAAGUGCCCACCAAAUACAAGUUGCCCACUCUCAAUUGGAUAGCCCUAAAGCCCAAUCAGGUACGUGGCACUAUUUUCAAUGAGCUGGACGACGAGAAGAUCUUCAAGCAAAUCGAUUUCAAUGAAUUUGAAGAACGUUUCAAAAUCGGCAUUGGCGGCGCUUUGCAUAAUGGCCGCAAUGGCAGCGAAGUUGAUGGCACAUUGCAAUCGUAUCCCAGUAAACGUAUACGUAAGCCCGAUAAUAUCUCGCUGCUGGAACACACGAGAUUAAGAAAUAUAGCAAUCUCUCGUCGUAAACUGGGCAUGCCCAUUGAUGAUGUCAUUGCUGCCAUACACAGUCUGGAUUUAAAGAAGCUAUCGCUGGAGAAUGUUGAGCUCUUGCAAAAGAUGAUACCCACCGAUGCCGAAGUUAAGGCCUACAAAGAGUAUAUCAUUGAGCGUAAGGAUCAGCAGCUUCUGACCGAGGAGGAUAAAUUCAUGUUGCAAUUAUCGCGUCUAGAACGCAUCUCAUCAAAGCUGUCGAUUAUGAAUUAUAUGGGCAAUUUUGUUGAUAGUGUCCAUCUAAUUAGUCCGCAAGUGCAAUCGAUUGCUGGGGCCUCCAGUUCAUUGAAACAAUCGCGCAAAUUUAAGGCUGUGUUGGAAAUUGUCCUGGCCUUUGGCAAUUAUCUCAAUAGCAAUAAACGUGGCCCGGCCUAUGGGUUCAAGUUGCAAUCCUUGGAUACAUUAAUUGAUACCAAAUCGACAGAUAAACGUUCAUCCCUGCUGCAUUAUAUUGUGGGUACCAUACGUGCCAAAUUUCCCGAUAUAUUGAGUUUCGACAAUGAACUCUAUGGCACUGAUAAGGCGGCAUCUGUGGCCCUUGAGAAUGUGGUGGCCGAUGUUCAAGAACUGGACAAGGGUAUGGAACUGGUGCGCAAGGAGGCCGAACUCCGUGUGAAGGGCACUCAGACGCAUAUUCUUCGGGAUUUCCUUAACAACAGUGAGGAUAAACUAAAGAAGGUGAAAAGUGAUCUACGACAUGCCCAGGAUGCGUUCAAAGAGUGUGUAGAAUAUUUUGGUGAAUCAUCACGUAAUGCCGAUGCGGCUGCCUUUUUUGCAUUGAUUGUGCGUUUCACAAGGGCAUUUAAGCAACACGAUCAGGAGAAUGAGCAACGUCGUCGCUUGGAGCAGGCAGCUGCUUUGGCUGCCUCGAAAAAGGAAAGCGAUCAGGUGUUAAUGCGCAACAAGGUCAAUCAGAAGAAGCAACAGUUGCCUACAAGUUGCGCGCUUUCCUUACAGGAUGCCGUCAUCAAUGAAUUAAAGAGCAAGGCGCAUUCGGUGCUUGAGAAGAAGCUACUGCAACAGGAUGAGGUCUACAAUGGUGCACUGGAGGACAUAUUGUUGGGUUUGAAGAGCGAACCCUAUCGCCGGGCAGAUGCUGUGCGUCGUUCGCAACGGAGAAGGAUUGACAAUAAUCGCUUGUCGCGCACCUUGGAGGAAAUGGAUUGCUAAGAAAACAAACAAAACACUCUAAUUAGAUACACAUUAUGUAUA
This is a messenger RNA of Drosophila willistoni, 4084 nucleotides long. RefSeq names its product formin-like protein (gene Frl). Bases 296 to 4042 code for a protein of 1248 amino acids. Gene Ontology annotation, molecular function: small GTPase binding; actin filament binding. The record is from RefSeq and is a predicted model, not a curated record. Gene Ontology annotation, cellular component: cytosol. Lineage: Eukaryota; Metazoa; Arthropoda; Insecta; Diptera; Drosophilidae. The transcript has 9 exons. Gene Ontology annotation, biological process: cell migration; regulation of cell shape; cortical actin cytoskeleton organization.